CAGAAGAGUUCAGAACUAGAGAGAGAGAGAUGGAGGAAUCGAUUGGGAGCUUGUGCAAGGGCGUAGCGUCCUUCUGCAACCACCUCCAGAGCAGCUGCGACGCCCUCAAAACUUCCGUCGACCGCCGCCCCAUCCCUCUCGAUACGGCGUCGUCCACCUUCCUCCAAUCCCUCAACCGCCGAGUCUCCGCCGCUAGCACCCAACUCAACCUCCUCGAUACGAUGUCGUUCGGCACCGUCUCCUUCGAGGAGCUCUUGGGCCACUGCUCCGAGGUCUACAAGGACAACCAAACCCGCCUCCUCCACCUCCAACAUCGUCUCUCCCCCUCCUCCGUCGCCGAACUUGAGAUUGACGACGAUGAAGAUUUUACAUCGACGACGGUUGAUCAGGAGCACGGAUUCGAUGCAUCUGUCAUUGAUGAAGAAGAAGAUUUAUUGGACGAGUCUCUGAGUUUGAAGAAGCUCGGGCUUUCGGAUGCAUCUCUUGCAUCUUUAGCAAAUGAUAAAAAUGAGGACACUGAUGUAUCUAUGCAUGAGUUGAAAUCCUUAAAGGGGUCAUAUGAUCCUUCCACGAAGACCUCAGGAGCUUCCGGAGACAGAUUGCUAUCUGAUUUUGGUGAAGUGGAGGAUAAGCCAAAGCUAGCUGAAGUUCAUUUGCCUCUUGUAAAGGUGUCCCCGGAUGAUUACGAGAGUCUUCCUUCCUACAUGAAAAGUUUAGCACCUUGGGAGGACCUGCUUGCCGCUGUCGAGAAGAUUAACUCAAGCCUGAAACAGAAAGCAAGGGGGACUAAUUUCUUCCAUCAAGAUGAAAUUUCAACCUUGGGCUUAGGCAAGUUCUUUCUUUCACUUCUUCCAACUGAUUUCACGCAAGAACAAUGGGCCGAAAGCGAGAUCUUACUUGCUGCUGCUUGUACGCAUGAAUCGAUUGGUUGUUGAGACCGUAAGUGGUUUAAUCUCAUACCGAGUUUUGUAAUGAGAUGUAUAUUAAUAUCAGAUGGAGUUCAUGCACACGAAUAUAGUCCAAUGGAAAGGGGAAAAAAAAUCGCCAAAAAUCUUGCUGGCAGAACUGGGUGAGCCGUUUACGCAAUUAUGCAAGGAAUCGACGAAUUACUUGUUUAAUUUCUUUUUAAGGCCUGUCUGAGAACUGUUUCAUUUUUAGUUUUUGGUUUUCACUUUUUGUGUUAGUGAUGGUGAGAGUAUUUAUAUACUAGUGCAUUUUACUUA
Molecule: messenger RNA, 1223 nt
Organism: Pyrus x bretschneideri (Chinese white pear)
Lineage: Eukaryota; Viridiplantae; Streptophyta; Magnoliopsida; Rosales; Rosaceae
Exons: 7
Coding region: 30-935 (301 amino acids)
Biological process (GO): chromosome segregation
Cellular component (GO): outer kinetochore
Source: RefSeq, a predicted model, not a curated record